Molecule: messenger RNA, 1662 nt
Organism: Quercus robur (English oak)
Lineage: Eukaryota; Viridiplantae; Streptophyta; Magnoliopsida; Fagales; Fagaceae
Exons: 8
Coding region: 135-1367 (410 amino acids)
Molecular function (GO): oxidoreductase activity
Source: RefSeq, a predicted model, not a curated record
CAUUUGGUCACAAUCCUCACAGUCACAGACACUGAGAGAGAGAGAGUCUCCAAUUCUCAAAUAAACAAACAGUGCUCAAAAGUCAAAAUUCAAACGGUUCCUUAUUCUUUCCGAUAAGGCCAUUGUUAUUUCCAAUGGCCUCGUCGACUUCAGUCCCAGCUGCUUCCCUCUGCCCCACUCGCGGCCUCUCUCUCCAUACCCUCACGCGCCGCCCCCUCAGAACUACAUCGCUCACCACCAGGAGGAGCUCUCUCAAGACUCGCAUUUGCGCCAAACUCGCCGAAAAGACCGAGUUGAAGUACAACAAAGUCGGGGACUCCGACCUCGUUAUUAGCGAAAUCACUUAUGGAACUAUGACAUUUGGAGAGCAAAAUACAGAGAAAGAAGCUCAUGAAAUUCUUAGCUAUGCAACUGAGCGUGGCAUUAAUGCUUUAGACACUGCCGAGGCUUACCCAAUUCCAAUAAGGAAGGAGACCCAAGGAAAAACUGAUCUCUAUAUUGGUAGCUGGCUAAAGUCUCAACCUCGUGACAAGGUUAUUUUGGCAACAAAAGUUAGUGGUUAUUCAGAACGAUCAAGUUAUUUGCGUGACAAUGCGAAGGUUUUACGGGUUGAUGCUGCAAAUAUCAAAGAAAGUGUAGAGAAAAGCCUUAAACGCCUCGGCACUGAUUACAUUGAUUUGUUGCAAAUUCAUUGGCCUGAUCGCUAUGUGCCAUUGUUUGGUGAGUUCUUUUAUGAUCCUUCAAAAUGGAGGCCAAGUGUGCCAUUUGUGGAGCAACUGAAGGCUUUUCAAGAACUUAUUGAUGAAGGAAAGGUACGCUACAUUGGUGUUUCUAAUGAGACUUCAUAUGGAGUAAUGGAGUUCAUUCAUGCAGCAAAAGUUGAGGGACUUCCGAAGAUUGUCAGUAUCCAGAACAGCUACAGUCUGCUAGUUAGAUGUCGUUUUGAAACUGAUCUUGUCGAAGUUUGCCACCCAAGCAAUUGUAACAUUGGUUUACUGGCUUAUUCUCCGCUGGGUGGUGGAUCGCUUUCGGGGAAAUAUAUAGAUACCAAUUCAGAAGCAGCAAGAAAAGGAAGACUAAACCUCUUCCCCGGCUACAUGGAAAGAUAUAACAAAUCUGUUGCCAGGGAAGCAACAAUAAAAUAUCUUGAGUUGGCCAAGAAGCAUGGCCUUACUCCAGUUCAGCUUGCACUAGGUUUUGUGCGAGACCGGCCAUUUAUGACAAGUUCAAUCAUUGGUGCAACCUCUGUCGAACAACUAAAGGAAGAUGUAGAUGCUUUUCUGACAACUGAACGGCCUUUGCCACUAGAAGUGAUGGCAGAUAUUGAAAACAUUUUCAAGAGAUACAAAGAUCCUACCAUCCUUUGAGGGUUACAUCAUAGAAGUACAUCUAUCCAUAUUAUUUUGUCCUCCCCCCACCCCCCCCCCCCCCCCCCCCCUUUCUCCCUAGAUCAUGAAAGAACACCCCACCUUUUACAUGGGGGAUGUUUGAUCGUGUACAAAGCAACUUCACGUCACCCUAAGAAAGCUUUAUCUAAGGUCUUAUGAGAAAUUUUGUUAUCAAUUAUCAUUAUCUGUAUGUAUAAUUCAGUUUAUAUGUAUUGACUACAAAUUGUAGAAUGCUCUCACCUAAUCAUAAUUUAUAAGCCUGCAUUUUUCUGUA